AUGGGAUAUAAACAAAUUAAAUUCAUCGUCAAUACUUAUACCCAUAUUGUUAAAGUAGAGUUACAAUUUGAAUCGAAUUUGUUUGCUGGACAAGGUGAUCAAACAAUAUUAAUUGGUGGUGAUAAUUGGGAGAGGGAGGGGUGUGGCGAGUUUCCCCCAUGUUCUUGCGAACCUGGCGAAGGAUUGUCUGGCAUGUGUUUGGGUCUUGAUUAUUUCGUCAGUAGGGCUGUUGGCGAUGGCUGUUGUGAUGAAGAGAGAAUAGAAGAAGAUGAAGGUGUUGACGCAAAUAUGGCACCCAUCUUCUUCUAA
Molecule: messenger RNA, 309 nt
Organism: Cavenderia fasciculata
Lineage: Eukaryota; Evosea; Eumycetozoa; Acytosteliales; Cavenderiaceae
Exons: 3
Coding region: 1-309 (102 amino acids)
Source: RefSeq, a predicted model, not a curated record